GACUUCAAAGUUCAAAGGAAACGAUUUGUGUGAGUGCGAAUCGUACGAAGAAUUUAUAAUUUUUAUUUCGUGCGCCGAAUGUUCAAACAAUAUUGCUAUUUUAAUGAUGCCUUGACCAAAAUCAUCUAAAAAUGAGCAAAAUGUCGAAGAAUAAAUUAAAUUUGACCCUCCCACCGGGGUCUAUAGACACAGCCCCGGCAGUAACUCCGUCUAAUAUGACUCCCCAGCUGAAAUCUGCAACAGCUUCAGAGAGGCAAGGCCUUGCUGGGAAGUCAAAGACUAGUAUUGAAGCUUUGACUGAGAGAUUGGAGCAAAUAGAAAUGGAUGACACUCAAAGGAGAAGAAUAGAAGUAUUUCUAUGUCAGAAAGAAAAAAUCGGAGAGCUAAGUGAUGAUGACUUUGAGAAACUUGGUGAACUGGGACAAGGAAAUGGUGGUGUGGUAAUGAAAGUACGUCACAAAUCAACUGGGCUUAUCAUGGCUCGGAAGCUCAUACAUCUAGAAGUAAAGCCAGCCAUUAAAAAGCAAAUUAUAAGAGAGCUGAAAGUUUUGCAUGAGUGUAAUUUUGCACAUAUUGUGGGUUUUUAUGGAGCAUUCUAUAGUGAUGGUGAAAUUUCUAUUUGCAUGGAAUAUAUGGAUGGUGGAUCACUGGACUUAAUUUUGAAGAAGGCUGGUAGGAUUCCUGAAUCCGUAUUAGGAACAAUAACAUCAGCAGUUCUCAAAGGUCUGAGUUAUUUGCGAGACAAACAUGCAAUUAUGCACAGAGAUGUGAAGCCAUCCAAUAUUUUGGUGAACAGUAAUGGUGAGAUCAAGAUCUGCGACUUUGGUGUCUCUGGGCAGCUUAUUGAUUCUAUGGCCAACUCCUUUGUUGGCACCAGGAGUUAUAUGUCGCCUGAACGUCUUCAAGGCACACAUUAUUCGGUUCAAUCAGACAUCUGGUCCCUGGGACUGUCCCUUGUGGAGAUGGCAAUAGGCAUGUACCCCAUACCCCCGCCUGAUGCUAAAACUCUGGCUGCCAUAUUUGGAGGACAGAAUGAAGAUCAUUCACCUGGACAGGCACCUAAUUCCCCCAGACCAAUGGCUAUAUUUGAACUCCUAGACUAUAUAGUAAAUGAGCCGCCACCCAAAUUGCCCACUGGAGUGUUUUCUGAUGAGUUCACGGACUUUGUAGACCGCUGUCUCAAGAAGAAUCCUGAUGAGCGCGCUGACCUUAAGACGCUUAUGAAUCACGGCUGGAUCCGUUCGGCAGACGCGGAACGCGUGGAUAUUGCGGGAUGGGUCUGCAAGACCAUGGAUCUGAUGCCCUCCACGCCCAAUUCCAAUGUGUCUCCUUUUUCUUCAUAAGCUGCAAGAAGUGCAUACUUUCAUCAGCGAAAAAGGGUCAAAACAUUUCCCAAGAGAAAGCGGGCGAGACAAUCAGUGAGGACGAAGAUGCAGAGUAGCCCCCAACAGGCCGCAGUAUGUCAACUCUAGACAACCAUUACUGAUCCAAACAAACCAAUCAACAGUCCACCGACCGAUCACGUAUAGAUUACUCCUGGGCACUAUUAUACGUUAUUUUGUAUACAAACGGAAUAAAUAAAAAAAUCUAUCGCAAUUCAAUAUUCGAACGUCCUUCGCAUGUAUACGAUAAUUCGUACGAAGCUUCAGGGAAAUAAGUACGUCCACGCCGUAUAGCGAUAUAUGGCGUUGUGAGUACAAUGGGCAACUUCAUUAGGGUGUGAUACUAAAACAGUGCAAUCGCGUAAAUAGUGGGGUUAUAAGCGAUAAUCAAACAUCUAAUCGAUUAAUGGUCAAGUAGAGUUGAUUUCACUAGUUGCAAGAAAUAAAAUUGUUAGUAGUGUUUUGACAUAUUUUUCUUUGCUGAAAGUGCGUAAUUCAUGUCAGCUGGUAAAUGUUUAAAAUAGGUGGCGCCACUCGCGUCACCGAGCGUUGGAAUACUCAAACGCCGUUGUGAACGACGGCGUGGGAGCGUUCCAAAACUCCAAUCAUGUAGUUAUUGUAAAACGCAUUUUUAUAGAAAAUACACUAAAAACAUAUAAACCAAAAAAAAAUAUAUUAACUUUGUAGCUAUUUUGACGUGAUGCACUUUUCCCGCGUUUGUUUUCGCUUUGUUUUAGUGAGCCCCGCCUUACCCAUAUUGCACCUAGUUUUUAGGCAACACGCUAUGUGUGAACGAGUGAGUGAACGAAUGGUUUGGUGACGUUUUGAAUCUCGUGUCUCCAAAUUUAAAUUACGAACGUAAUCAUUCUAAUUUUGAAAGAGAGGUUUUAAGUUAGUCUAUCACAAUUAUACAGUUUGAAAAUCGAAUCUUCAAUUCAGUGUUCUUUUGUUUUUAGUAAUUUAAUUUUGUCGCUUUUGAAGAUAACUGAUAGAAAUAAUAAUCUGUAAUAUAUGUCUGUUUCGUAAUUUUAAGCAAUUAGGAGACUAGAUUCAAAACGCGUCUUCCAUACACGCUGUUACACAGAGCACUUCCUAUACAUGCAUGUUUGCUUCGUCUAUUUUGCCCCUAUAUUUUGUGAUAUAUUUUUGGGGCCGAUUGUGAUUUCUUAAUAGGGAAUCUAUUAUUUGUUAAUUAUAGAUCGGGACCUUGGUUGAGCAUGUCGCCUGAUUGUAAGCGUCACGCUUUUCUUGCACUUUGUAUUGUUUUAUGUAGAUUAUCUGUGGUAUUUACCAUAGAUUAAACAUUUCUUAUAAGAUGUUUUAAGCUUACACACUAUACUAUGUUUGAAUUAUAUGAAAAAAACAAAAAAAAAACAAUUCGUUGGAUACUUGCGCGAAAGCAUUUAAAUAUACGUAAUAUCGCUGUCAUAUAAAUUGUAUUUUGUUAAAUUUGAAAUUAACUUUGAUGCCGUUUUUUAUACAUUUGGGUGUAUAUAUAAAUUUUAUUUGUAAAUAUCGCUUGUGAUAGACAUUUUAUUGCAUUUAUAGUAAUUUUAGGUUAUAUUACAGGGUCACACUCCAAGUGGUUAUAAUAUGAAAAUAACUUAAAAUUUAUGAAACACCGUUUUGAUUGAAGUGAUUUUUAAUGUUCCAAUAUGUAUAGUUAGUUAAGUAUCGAAAUUAUUAUUGCUAGAUUAUUUAUUGUGAUUACUAGGCAACAUCGAUAUAUCCUUAAUGUUUUGUAUUAUCAAUUGUAUCUAGAUGUAGAAUUUUCAGUAAGCUUCUUAUUAGGUUACGUGUACAAAUAAAUAAAAACGAAAACUC
Molecule: messenger RNA, 3206 nt
Organism: Pieris rapae (cabbage white)
Lineage: Eukaryota; Metazoa; Arthropoda; Insecta; Lepidoptera; Pieridae
Gene: Dsor1
Product: dual specificity mitogen-activated protein kinase kinase dSOR1
Exons: 9
Coding region: 132-1343 (403 amino acids)
Biological process (GO): protein phosphorylation
Molecular function (GO): protein kinase activity; ATP binding
Source: RefSeq, a predicted model, not a curated record